Molecule: messenger RNA, 369 nt
Organism: Anthostomella pinea
Lineage: Eukaryota; Fungi; Ascomycota; Sordariomycetes; Xylariales; Xylariaceae
Source: the annotation of a GenBank genome assembly
AUGACACGUAUAUCGAACCUACCGUUCCUCCCCUGGCUGCUCCUCGCAACCACAAGCCAGGCCCAGACAGAGAUCCUACCCGAAACCGACUUGGACACUGCGCCUGCCAAUUUCCCCACAGCCUUCGCGACAAGCAUGGCCGUAGCCAUUGCGGUAGUCCUCGUGCUGACAACGCUCAUCUGUGUCUUCGCACACUGCUGGCGGCGCAUCUUGGACCACCGCUGCUUCUUCGGCAGCGGGGGCAAGCUCCGCGACCAUGAGGAGUGGUUUGCGUCCGUUGACCGACCCCAUUUCAAGGUGCCAGCACCGCAGUUGAGACCCGACCCUCGCCAGCAGAGCUCCGAACCUAUGGUCAUGAGAUGGGUGUGA